Messenger RNA from Paramuricea clavata, 1537 nucleotides. The record is from the annotation of a GenBank genome assembly. Lineage: Eukaryota; Metazoa; Cnidaria; Anthozoa; Malacalcyonacea; Plexauridae.
GCCAUCUUGAAUGUAAAAAUGCAAGCUAAUCACCCCAUGAGGAAUACACGCAAUCAAAUGUUGGAACAAUGCUGCAUUCCGAUUGGACAAACGAUGUUCCAAGAUGUUCCAACAUUAGCAAUCCCUUGACGCUGAUUGGACGAGAUUGUUCCAACAUUGUUCCAACAUUGUUCCAAGAUGGAUCUAUAGAUAUACGUAUAUACAUGCUGAAAAAUAGUCAAGUUAUGUUCACAGUUCUUUGUUGACACUUCCAGAAACACCAUCUGAGUAUCCAAUGACAAGCACUAUCCCCAAUGAAGACUCACCGGCCAACCCAACAUUGAUGGAGCCACUGGACCAUGAAAAAUCUGAUGAAGCUGUAAGUAAAAUGACACCAGGAAAUUAAAAUUGUGCUGAUAAAUUAACCCAUUAACUGGCAAUGUGCCCAAAUGCGCCCUACUUUAGUAUUUACUCUGUCUAACGCCAUACAAUUUUACUCAUCAGUAGUAGAGCACUGCCAGUAAAUGGGUUAAUAAAGGACUAUUUAAAUGUUAAUUUUAGGAUGAUGCUGUUGGCCCAGGUGGUAUUCAAGGUUGGGCAGCAAUCAAGAACUUGGCUUCCUCCUUGUUUCACCUUAAAGACAAGUCUGUUUUGACUGGAGCAGAAGCCAACAACAUCAUCAGCUUGUGGGAGAAACUGCCAGAAGGUUUGAAAAGUUCAAAAGUGGCAUACCCACCCCGGUAUAGACCAGACUCAACCCAUACAGGUAGAUUCAAACAAACAAAACCACCCUCGCCAUACACCCAGACAGUCACACCUGGACUUGUGAGUCUAAGAAGGUAAAAUAUGCAACACAUACAAAAGUAACCAACCUACUUGUUCAAAUCUAAUUUCCAUAACAAUCCUUUAGAGCAAUGGUUGGAGGAGACUCAGGACCGGCAACAGCUGUCGAUGUCAGUCCAGUUGUGGAGCAACUUGUUUCCCAGCUGGAAAAACACUUUGUUUCCCCCAUUAAAGUUGACGGGAGAUCAGUGUCAAGGUGGAGACGGAUACUGACCAGCUACCGUAACAUCAGGGAGCUGGUCACGAUGCAUGAUUUGAUCAUGAAAGAAACGAACAUACAAUUGUUUGAACUCAAUCAAACAACACUGAUGAAAUGGUGAGUUCAACAUAAUACAAUUCAAAGACUUCAAAUGUUUCAACACCUACCUAAAAUAUACAAUUAGGUAGCUGUUGAAACAUUUGAAGUCUUUGGCUAUUCGAAGAAGCUAUCACGCUGCAACCACUUGAGAUCAGUGGCUGCAACCUACUUAUCUUGUAUCAUAAUACAAUUCAAAUAUUAUAUCACCGUAUCAAACAAUUUAUAUGUACUCAUUCACUGCAUUUAAGGUGGAAUGAUCGUCAAAGACAUAUCGAGUGCAGAAUUCUCACCCAAGGUCUGCCAGAACCACCACCACGAACUGCCCCAAAGCCCGACCUACCACCAGCCAAGCGACUCCUACCAAAGCCACAACCAACUCCACCACCUCCUCACCAAUUUGUAACCAUCACCACCUAA